Molecule: messenger RNA, 1295 nt
Organism: Fundulus heteroclitus (mummichog)
Lineage: Eukaryota; Metazoa; Chordata; Actinopteri; Cyprinodontiformes; Fundulidae
Product: serum amyloid P-component-like
Exons: 5
Coding region: 90-749 (219 amino acids)
Source: RefSeq, a predicted model, not a curated record
GAAUACGAAAGGAAUGAGGAAGAACUACCUCUAUAAAAUCUCACAGCACCAUUUCAAAAAACCCACAACGAGCCAACCUUGACUUAAAGAUGUCGGCUUUGCUCCUCUUUGUGAUGCUGACAGCCUGCGCUGCAAGUCCGCAGGAUCUGUCAGGAAAAAUGUUUACAUUUCCACAAGAAACCAAAACUGCCAACGUGAUGCUGAAUAUAUCCACACACAGAUUGAAUGCGGUGACAGUCUGUCUCAGGUCCUUUACAGACCUCCGAAGAGCCCACAGCCUAUUUUCUCUGGCCACACCAUCCUCUAAUAAUGGCUUUCUGAUGGAAACAGUUACUGACAGAAUUGAUUUCCAUGUGAACAAUCUCAAAGUACAAUAUGUAGUGGGCUACAAGUUGAAUACGUGGCACUCUGUGUGUUCCACGUGGGACGCUGAUUCUGGAUUAGGCCAGCUGUGGUUUAAUGGACAGCCUUUAGCUCGGAAGUUCCUCAGUAAAUCACAGAUCAGUGAACCAAUUGUUGUCCUAGGACAGGAACAGGACAGUUAUGCUGGUUCCUUUGACACCAAACAAUCUUUUACUGGCAUGAUGGCCGAUGUUCACAUGUGGAACUACAUCUUGUCUCCCUGUGAGAUCCAGAACUAUGUGGAUAACUUGAAUUUCACUCCAGGGAAUGUUCUGAACUGGAAGGCCCUGACAUUUGAUGUUACUGGAAGAGUGUUGAUAGAAGACAGGCAAAUGACGUGCCACUAGAGCCAAUACACAAAAAAAACUUGUCUAAACAAGUCUAGCUACUAAGGGAUAAAUGUUAUUUUGCCCUAAACACUGUGUGUAAAAAAAUGGGGAUUAUUGAUCUGGGUAAAUUGCUAAGAAAUGUAUUAUAAUUUAAAUGAUGUAUAACUGGGGAAUAUUACUUAACCAGGUAAUUGAAUCCAUGCAACAUUGCACAGAGGCUUCCAUAUUAUCUAUUGUUGACACCAUUUACACUUUGUUUGGCAGUUGAAUAUUAUGCCUUGUCUUCGCGAGAUUUCUUUCUCAUUUUCUCCAUAUCCAUGGAAAGGAGAGACACUUCUAGCUCCUGAUUUUAUAUCACAUAGAUCUACAGCUCUUGUGUUACCUUACUACUUGAUUCAAGUAUUCAACAUAUUGGGUUCUUCCUCGUGGGGUUAAAAGGUUAUUUUUCAAAUGUGCAUAUUUCUGUUUGGAAAGUCUGCAAAAUUUUAAGCUUGUUGUAACAUAGACAACUUUACAACUCUUACACAUAAUUAAAUGACUUCGUUUUCCAAAUAUUACCAUACA